CUGACUGUUUUUCAACAACAAUGUUUGUGUUUGUUUGCAAAUAAAACAUUGUUUAAGAUGGAAGAUAAAAAGUCCUAUGUAUGGGAACAUUUUAAAAAGAAGACACCAGAUACUGCUGUUUGUCAAUUGUGUUCAAAAAUAAUAUGCUUCAAAGGUCAAAGCACCAGUGGUCUUAUGCGCCACUUAAAAGGUAUACACAACAAACAGUUUGAAAAUAUAGAACGCAAAAACGAAGAACCUCCCGCAAAAGUUAAAAAAACAAUGUUGGACUACUCCAAAAACAAAAAAGAUGACAUGAACCAAAUAGUGUCCAAAUUAGCAGCAGUUGAUGGUUUUUCCAUAAGAUCCAUAACGAGAAGUACGUUCAUAAGAGAAUCGAUGUUGCUUAAACGGUUUCACCUUCCAAGAACUGAACGUGAUGUCCAACAAUUAAUAAUAAGUAGAUUUGGUGAAGUUAAAAAUGAAAUUAUACAACAUAUUGAAUCACAGUUAAAAAAUAAAUCUAGAUUUUCCCUUGUUAUGGACGAAUGGACAAGUAUAAAAAAUAGAAGAUACCUUAAUAUAAGUUUGUAUGGACAGGAAAGAACCCGACAUAACUUAGGAAUGGUAUAUAUUCCAGGAAAAAGUGGAGCUUUGGAAAUCCGCGAUCUUAUGGAAACUCGAUUAAAGGAAUACAAUAUCACCUUUGAAAACCACAUAGUCGCAACAACAACCGACGGACCAAAUGUUAUGAAAAAAUUUGUCAGACAAAGCCCAGUUGAUGGUGUAUUUUGCCUUAACCACGCAUUACAUUUAGCAGUUGUUGAUGUUCUGUAUAAAAAAACAGAAGUGGAACCAAUAUCUGCCGAUCUGGAAUUGAGCGACAGUAAUGAAUUUGAAGAUAAAUUGGAAGACGACUCUGAAGAUUAUGUUUUUGUAAUCAAUACUAAUUACAAAUUGGUAUUAGAACAAACUCGUCGUGUUAUUAAAUUGUUUAGAAAGAGUCCAACAAAAAAUUGUGUGUUACAAAGAUAUGUAUUGGCCGAAUAUAAUAAGGAAAUCUGCCUUGUAUUGGAUAUAGUAACCAGAUGGAAUUCUCUAGUUCCAAUGAUCGAAAAAAUUUUACUUUUAAAAAAUGCAAUAAAGAAAAGUCUCAUUGAUUUGGAAAUGGGAGACCUAUGGAUAGAAUCCAAUAUAAAUAAUUUGCAGAACCUUUUGGACGUUUUAAAACCAAUAAAAUUAGCUGUGGAAGCUUUAUGUCGGCGAGAAGUUAAUAUUAUAACAGCUGAUGUGAUAGUAAAUACUUUAUGCCGACAAAUUUCUUCAAUUAAUACUUCACUAGGAAAGACAAUGUUUGAAUCUCUUAUAUACCGAAUUGGAGAAAGAAGAGAUAUAAAAUUGUAUACCUUGACCAAAUACUUGAAAGAUCCUGAAAUUUUUAAUAAUAAUAAUAAUUUUUUUCCGAAUGCUUCAAAACACUCAAUUAUAUUAUAUGCAGAACAAAUUUAUAACCGUCUGUUUACCGAAAAAAAUAUAGAAUUAGAAGAAAUAGAAAUAGAUAGCAACGUUAAUGAUAUUUUAGAAGAUAAAAAUUUUGAGGACAUUUUAAACGAUGCAAUAAAUAACGUUAGUGAAAUAUCUACAUCAAACACUAAUGUACCUAACGGUUCGAUAAAAAAAGACUUAAAAUUUUUUGGAGAGUCUGGUAAGCAAACGGAAAAUAUAAAAAAUCUUUUAGAGGCCUUAUUAACUAUUAAGCCAACAUCUGUUGAAAGCGAGAGAGUUUUCUCUCUCGCGGGUCAAUAUGUUACCAAAAUUAGAAAUCGACUUUCAGAUGAAUCAAUAAAUGCUUUGUCGGUUUUAAAAACUCACUUUAAAAGUAUUAAAUAAAUAUGUUAAUAGAUAUAUAGUUUUUUUUAUGUUUUUAUGUACCUAUAUAUUUUUAAGUAGUUUUAA
Lucilia sericata (common green bottle fly) is the source of this 1935-nucleotide messenger RNA. RefSeq lists its product as uncharacterized. Lineage: Eukaryota; Metazoa; Arthropoda; Insecta; Diptera; Calliphoridae. Gene Ontology annotation, molecular function: DNA binding; protein dimerization activity. The transcript is spliced from 2 exons. The record is from RefSeq and is a predicted model, not a curated record. Bases 58 to 1869 code for a protein of 603 amino acids.